Molecule: messenger RNA, 435 nt
Organism: Aspergillus ochraceoroseus IBT 24754
Lineage: Eukaryota; Fungi; Ascomycota; Eurotiomycetes; Eurotiales; Aspergillaceae
Exons: 2
Coding region: 106-351 (81 amino acids)
Source: RefSeq, a predicted model, not a curated record
CUAAUCUAGUAGAAAUCAAAUCUAUAUAGUACUAUGUAGUACAUAAUCUGAUAUGUUUAGAUUACUGAUUAAUACUUAAAAUUCUCGAAAGCUACAUUCCACGUGAUGUCUCAAAUUCUAAGCCCACAUUGUUUGUUCUUUUUCUUUCUCCAACUGUUGUGCUCUCAACUUCUCAAACCUUGCUUAGCCCAAAAGAAGAAGAAGAAGAAGAAGAAGAAGAAGAAGAUACUAUGGCAGAUCGCCUACCCGUCGAGAUUUGGAGAAGAGUUUGUUUUUGGCUUUACCAAGAUGGUUCGAGACAACGAUCUCUCAUCGUUCAGCCAGAUAAAUUCGACCUUCUAUGAUAUUUGACGGUUUCUUUCCUCCCUUCCCUUUACCAAGCCACGCAAUUUUCGAAAAUGGUCGGAUCGAGCUUGACAAUAUGCCCCGCCGCAG